Messenger RNA from Polistes dominula (European paper wasp), 1561 nucleotides. Its product is annotated as regulator of microtubule dynamics protein 1. Gene Ontology annotation, cellular component: mitochondrion; mitotic spindle pole; spindle microtubule. Gene Ontology annotation, molecular function: microtubule binding. NCBI's taxonomy places the organism in Eukaryota, Metazoa, Arthropoda, Insecta, Hymenoptera, Vespidae. The record is from RefSeq and is a predicted model, not a curated record.
GUGUGCGUGCGCGUACGUACAUAAGUCUGUUCAUUCAUCAAAUGACUAUACUGAUCUUUUAUACUAUGCGUGUAAAUAUUAUCUAGUUAAUAAAUAGAUCGUAAAAAAAAAACAUUAUAAAUUUGAUUUAUUAUAUAUACGAUAUUUACUUCGUGUAGUGCAAAUUUACACGCUUCUCUGUCAAGCUAUUGUUGGCAAAUCGUGUCAUGCCGACCAUUCAUGGACUUUAAACAUUUAUGGAAUACUAAUUUGUGACAACACAGCAAAAACAAAAACAUUAAUGCAUACUACGGCUAGUAUACAACGACCAAAGAAGAAAAUACUCAAACUAGAUAUAAAUGUAUUCAUUUUCCAUCUGCUUUAAAAAAAAAAAGAAUAAUGAGUAAUUUAGAAAGUAAAGCUCUAAUUGCAGCUGCGAUUGGAGUUACUGUUGGUGUUAUUAGUGUGGCUGGUAUGUUUUUUUAUCAACAAUUUCUCAAUAAACAAAAAUACCAAGCAGGGAAUAAUAGUCUUGAACCUGUUUAUCAAAGUCUUGCCAAACUACAAAAAGAAGUAGAAGCACUAAGACAACAACAAAAAAGGAAGAAGAGAUCAACGUCUUUGAAUAGAAAAAAUACAUUAAGUUCUAAUGAUAAUACAUAUGUUUCAACAGAAAACGAUUUAGACUCAUAUUCUACAGCAGGAACUGAUAUUGCUGAUGAUGAAUUUUUUGACUGUUCAGACGUUGAAGAUGGUACUGAAGAUAUUGAAUCAAGGGAAUCAACGUCAAUAAACCAAUUGGAAACAGAACUCAUGACAAUUGAUGCACAAGACAGAACGGAAGAACAGAAUGAAUGUACCACAUAUUAUAAAUUAAAAGAAUUAAUCGAAUUACAUCCACAUAAUGUAGGCGUAAUAUGGAGAUUUGCUAGAGCUUGUUACAGUUGUAUUUCUAAUUUUACUGAUGUAGAACAUAAAACUGAAAUUAUUAGUGAAGGACUCAAAGCUUGUGAACGAGUUAUUGAUGUAGAGGAUGCAGAUCUUCAUAAAUGGUAUGCUAUUCUCAUAGGUACACACGGUGAAUAUCUGCCAACGGCAGAAAAAAUAAAAAAUGGAACUGUCUUUAAGAAUCAUGUAAUGAUAGCUUUAAAAAUUCGCCCAAAAGAUCCUUCUCUACAUCAUCUCCUUGGUAGAUUUCAAUUUGAACUGUCUGGUUUAUCUUGGUUUGAAAAAAAAUUAGCAUCAACAUUUUUUGCUGAACCUCCAAAUGCUUCCUACGAUGAGGCAAUUGAAAGUUUCGAACAAGCUGAAGAAUUAGCAACUGUACCACAUCUAGAAAAUCGUUUAUUUCUUAGCAAAGCCUACAUAGCUAAAAGUAAUUUUAAAAAGGCAGUUCAUUUGUUGGAUGACAUUUGUCAACAAUCGGUUGUAACCAAAGAAGAACAGAAUGUACAAUCUGAAGCAAAAAAAUUAUUGGAAACACAUUCAAAAUAUCUUUAAAAAAGUAUCUGAAGUGUAGCUGCUUAUUCUACAUUUUUCAGCAUAAUAUUUUCUAAUUUGAUUAUAAAAAAAAAAAAAAAAA